AUGACACAGCAAUUCGCGCAGAUGGGCAUGGCACCGCAACAACAGCAGCCCGCACAAGCUCCUCAGCAACCUGCUCCUGUCGCCCAGCGUCUGAAUCCUCUCCAGCCUGUCGACAUUAGCGUUCAGGGCGCUCCUUUCCAUGUUUCAGAUCUGGAUCUGUCUCCUCCCCCUAUCAUUCUGCCUCCUAACUCCAGCGUGACCCCCUCACCCAACGCCAAUUGUCCACCUAAGUAUGUCCGCUCGACAUUGAACGCUAUUCCCUCGACAAACUCCCUCCUCAAGAAGUCCAAACUUCCUUUCGCGCUAGUCAUUCAACCUUACGCUACCCUCCAUGAUGCCGAAGACGAUGUACCUGUUCAGCCCGACCAGGUGAUCGCAAGAUGUCGCAGAUGCCGUACAUACAUCAACCCCUUCGCCACGUUCCUCGAUCACAGCCACCGCUGGCGCUGCAACAUGUGCAACCUGACCAACGACGUUCCCCAGGCUUUCGAUUGGGACAACAUGAAGCAGCAAGCUAUCGACCGCUGGCAGCGACCUGAGCUGAACUACUCGGUCAUGGAGUUUGUUGCUCCUCAAGAAUACAUGGUCAGAGCUCCACAGCCUCUAGUAUAUCUAUUCCUGUUCGACGUCAGUGUCGCUUCGGUUCAGAGUGGUCUCCUGGCAACUGCCGCACGCUGUGUCGCCGAGUCGCUCGAUCGCAUUCCCAAUGCCGACCGCAGAACUCGUCUUGCCUUUAUGGCCGUCGACUCGAGCUUGCACUACUUCACCAUCCCUCGCGACGACAGCGGUGUCACCGACUCAAACAUGCUGGUAGUAAGCGAUCUCGACGAGCCUUUCCUUCCCACACCCGAUAGUCUCCUCGUAAGCUUGGCCGAUUCGCGUCAAAACAUCGAGACUUUCCUCGGAAAGCUACAGUCCAUGUUCCAGAGCACCCAGAACGGUCUCUCCGCCAUGGGCUCGGCUAUGCGUGCUGGGCACAAGAUGAUUUCUCAUGUUGGUGGAAAGAUGGUCGUUUUGACUGCUUCUCUGCCCAACCACGGUUACGGCAAGCUUGACAUGAGAGAGGACAAGAAGCUCCUUGGAACAAGUAAGGAGAGUUCCUUGCUUCAGACCGCCAACGCUUUCUACAAGAGUUUCGCAGUCGAGUGUUCAAAAACUCAGGUUUCGAUCGACAUGUUCCUCUUCUCUUCACAAUACCAGGAUGUCGCAUCACUCAGCAACUUGCCUAGAUACACUGGAGGUCAGACAUAUUUCUACCCUGCCUGGAGCGCAGCACGUACCGAGGAUGCCAUCAAGUUUGCCACAGAGUUCAGCGAUUACCUGUCUUCGGAGAUUGGUCUGGAGGCCGUCUUGCGUGUCAGAGCCACCACUGGACUGCGCCCAAGCACUUUCUAUGGCAACUUCUUCAACCGUAGUUCGGAUCUCUGCGCUUUCCCUGCAUUCCCUCGUGACCAAGCAUACGUCGUCGAGAUCGCCAUUGAUGAGUCAGUCACAAAACAGUUUGUCUGUUUGCAGGCUGGUGUCUUGCACACAACAUGCAAUGGCGAACGUCGCAUUCGUGUCAUGACCCUAUCGAUUCCUACCACACAAAAUCUGGCCGAUGUUUACUCAAGUGCCGAUCAACAAGCUAUUGCUGUCUACUUCAGUCACAAGGCAGUUGAGAGAGCUUUGUCCAGCGGUCUCGAUGCUGCUAGAGAUGCUCUCCAGGCCAAGAUUAUCGAGCUUCUUCAAACAUACAAGAAGGAGCUUGCAGGCGGUAACAUGGGUGGCGGUGGUCUCCAGUUCCCUGUCAACCUCAGAGGCCUACCAACUCUGUUCUUGGGUCUCAUCAAGAACCUCGGUCUCCGCAAAUCUGCCCAAAUCCCCAGUGAUCUCCGUUCUGCGGCCUUGUGUCUACUUUCGACGCUUCCCCUGCCUCUGAUGAUCCAGUAUAUUUACCCUCGCCUGUACUCGUUGCACGACAUGCCCGAGACUGCUGGUCUUCCCGAUCCGACCACUGGCGCCAUUGCUAUGCCUCCUCCGCUCAACUUGACUUCAGGCAACAUCGUUCCCUUUGGUCUGUACCUCAUCGACGACGGUCAGACACAAUUCCUGUGGCUUGGACGUGACGCUGUUCCAGCACUAAUAAUGGACGUCUUUGGCACUGAUGACAAGAAUGCACUGAAGCAGGGCAAGACUUCAUUGCCUAUCAUAGACAGCGAGAUGAACGAGCGCGUGCGUGCCGUGGUCGAGAAGAGCCGAGACCAUCGUGCCAAGGGCUGUGGCAGUAUCGUAGUACCCUCGCUAUAUCUCGUGCGCGAAGACGGCGACCCAAGUCUCAGGCUUUGGGCUCAAAGUCUUCUCAUCGAAGACCGUGCCGACAUGGGUGUCAGCUCAGCUCAAUUUAUUGGCAUGUUGAGAGAAAAGGUGAGCAUUUCCUAG
Molecule: messenger RNA, 2421 nt
Organism: Aureobasidium melanogenum CBS 110374
Lineage: Eukaryota; Fungi; Ascomycota; Dothideomycetes; Dothideales; Saccotheciaceae
Exons: 3
Coding region: 1-2421 (806 amino acids)
Biological process (GO): endoplasmic reticulum to Golgi vesicle-mediated transport; intracellular protein transport; COPII-coated vesicle cargo loading
Cellular component (GO): endoplasmic reticulum exit site; COPII vesicle coat
Molecular function (GO): SNARE binding; zinc ion binding
Source: RefSeq, a predicted model, not a curated record